GAAAUUAACCGGUAAAACAAAAGUUUGUACCCUCUAAAUAAAAAAAAAAAAUAUCCCAAAGAACCAUUUAAAUCAAUCAAUAUAUGGAAUAUUGUUGUGCAGCCGAUUAAUGCUUUUGUCUCAACAUCCAGCCCCUCCCUGUUGACUUACUCUACCGGUCACCGUCACCACCUAAACCCCUUCUUGCUACUUACGUCCUGCCAUGGAUGUUACCAUGUUUCUAUUUAAUCCAGCUUCCACUCAAGAACAAUCAGCAAUCUAAUUAGGGUUUGAUCCGAUCAGAGACAAUGAAAGGAGGAGUGAGAAGGAUUAAGCUCGGAUCACAAGGUAUGGAGGUAUCAACUCUCGGAUUAGGAUGCAUGGGAAUGUCUGCUGGUUAUGGACCUCCCAAACCCGAAGAAGACAUGAUCAAACUCAUCCACCACGCCGUCAACUCCGGCGUCACUCAUCUCGAUACUUCCGAUUUCUACGGCCCUUACACCAACGAAAUCCUCAUCGGCAAGGCGUUGAAGGGAUUGGAAAGAGGAAGUGUUCAAUUGGCAACGAAAUUUGGGAUCAAAUCGUUGGUUGGAGAAGGCGAAAUCUGUGGAGAUCCAGAGUAUGUUAGGGCUUGUUGUGAGGAUAGUUUGAAACGCCUUGAUGUUGAUUACAUCGAUCUGUAUUAUAUCCAUCGCGUUGACCCUCGUGUUCCUAUCGAAAUCACGAUGGGAGAACUGAAGAAACUAGUUGAAGAGGGUAAAAUCAGAUAUAUUGGUCUAUCGGAGGCUUCACCUUCAACGAUUAGAAGAGCACAUGCUGUUCAUCCGAUUACUGCUGUACAGUUAGAGUGGUCGCUGUGGACUAGAGUCCCUGAAGAAGAAGUAAUUCCAACUUGCAGAGAGUUAGGUAUCGGGAUUGUUCCAUUUGGUCCUCUUGGAAGUGGAUUCUUGGCUUCUGGGCCAAAGUUACUUGAGGGCUUGACAGAUUCCGAUUUUAGGAAGUAUUUGCCACGAUUACAAGGGGAGAACUUGGAACAUAAUAAGAUCACAUUCGAAAGAAUUCAUGAAAUUGCCCAGAAGAAAGGGUGUACCCCCUCCCAGUUAGCAUUGGCGUGGGUCCUACACCAAGGGUUCGAUGUGGGUCCUAUCCCGGGGACCACAAAGAUCGAGAACUUGAACCAGAACAUUGAAUCUUUAUAUGUAAAGCUCUCACCACAAGACAUGGUUGAGCUUGAAUCUAUUGCUUCUAUUGAUGCUUUCAAGGGUAGUAGAUUACCUCCGACAAUUUUGGCUCAUUCAAAUGUUGAAACUCCUCAUUUAUGAUCAUAUGGAUAACUAGCAAGUCAUCCAUUCGAUAUGAGAUGACUGAUCCUGUCAUUUAUCAUAUCUGAUAUACCAGGAUCAAUCAUAUAUGAUAUAGUUUAUUGUAUUUUGGGUGUAUUUCUAAAAGUGCAAAUGAGUUGUAUUUUAAUCACAUUAUUCAUAUUCGGGUUUAUUUUAAUGAGAACUUAAUAUAUCAGGGUAAUUAUUUUCUCGUUUUGUACAUCAUAUAUGACCAUUAUGAUCGAGUGUAGCAAGUUAAAACCAAUCAUAAUCGUCAUAUGUGAACAAUUACAACAAAUUCAUUACCUAAUUUUGUACAAAAAAAGUUACUAAAAUAUGAACAAAACGAAAAAGUAAUUAUCCUGAUAGGUCAAUUUCUCUUUUUAUCAAGA
Molecule: messenger RNA, 1693 nt
Organism: Lactuca saligna
Lineage: Eukaryota; Viridiplantae; Streptophyta; Magnoliopsida; Asterales; Asteraceae
Source: the annotation of a GenBank genome assembly